Molecule: messenger RNA, 3425 nt
Organism: Chara braunii
Lineage: Eukaryota; Viridiplantae; Streptophyta; Charophyceae; Charales; Characeae
Source: the annotation of a GenBank genome assembly
ACCCGAGUAAUCAUCAUCACAGAUACUUCUGAAACCCCCCCCUCCCCCUCUGCCCGUCCUGUUGAAUUCAGGAAACUGAGGUUGGAGCACGAGCAGAGCGAUGAAAGGGAGAUGGUCAGGUAUAGCCGAAUGAAGCCCGAGGGCAGUAAAGGCUAUUUGAGAGUUCAGGUGAACAUACUUGUCCCAGUGGGUUCCCCUUAACAGUUGCUUUUGAGAUCCCCAAUCAGUAUGAUCAGCUUUGGAGGAGCAGGAGGAAUGCGUCUCAAAAUAUGCCGGGUGGAGGACAUGAGAUGGUGUUAGCCACAGCAAUUGGCCAGUGGUUGACAGGAUGAGUCGUAACUGGGGUGUUGAGAGUCGUGCAAGGAGCAGAUGCCAUGUCAAAAGUUGGUACACACAAAUGGUUACAGCAGCAGAAGCGUCUAAGAUGCAAGAAUAUGCUUUGUAAAGGAAGCAGCAGUAACACUGGUAAUGACAGCGCUAGCAGUGACAUCCACAUCAGACGGGAGGACACAAUAAGAGGGCAGUGAAUUACACUGUGAAGCAGUAGAUGGAUAAAGGCAAUUCAUUGCUCAGAGCCAACACAGCACUUCAGGUGGUGUCCGGAAUGUUUGAGAAUGAUGCGGGCUCAGUUGUUGUGACAGCACGAUAUAUCGGCAUUGCGAGGAAGAAUGGUGGCUUUUGCAACAGGGGCAGGUCUUGGUUUGUGAAGAGAAACAAGCUUGUUCGGUAUGGCAUGGGGAUUUCACAUUGAGACAGCUGGAAUUUAAUAGAUGCUUCCUACAGGCGGAUUUCCUGGGGUUCCGAUCAGUCGCUGAACCGUUGGGUUUGAGAGGAAGGCAUUGGAUUGGAGAGAGAAAGCUCUCUUCGGAUUGGAGAGAGAAAGCUCUCUUCAGACAGGCUUCUGGGGGUCCCGUCUUGCGUCGGUUCUGGUUGAAGUUUGGCCUCUGAGGAUCGAUAGAGACGCUUCGUCUUCUCUGUUCACCCUUGGGACCACAAGGAACUCAUGCUGCUAGUGUUUAUUUGACCGGCUGCUGUGAUGCGUUGGGAGGUCGGAGAGUACUCUGCUGUCCCGGCUUCUGAGGUCUAUCCAUCGAGUUGAAAAUGGUGGUGCAGGAAGAAUUGGGAAUUUGGGAGAGGGCCCGAGUGAUGCUUUCCGAACGGACUCACUGAGAGUCGUAGUUUGCGAUAUCGGAGACUGCUGUGCCUUGCUGCUGUUCGUCUCAGGACUUCCCCCGGGUAUCUCGCACUUCCUGAACCUGCUGCUCUGAUUCACAGGUUUGAGUCCAGACUACUUUGCUGUCCUGUAACUGAGAUUGGGUUGUCACGUUACUUGCAAAGGUGCUCUGCUGUUGGUUGUUGUGAAGGAAGGGCGUCUCAUUCUGUUGCUUGUGUGUGUUAGCUUUCGUAGCUUUUGUCUUCUUCUUGGAAUCUGGGUAGGCUUGUCCCAUGAGCUGUCCGGUGAACUUUUGACCAAGAUCUUGAGGUGUGAAGGGACUUGCUGUGUGUGCCCAACUGCUCCAUUUGUGUUGAAUUGAAGUGAUCAGCUCGAUUGGAUUAUGAAUUGCAUUGAUACCCUGGCAGUAGUGGGUUGUAUAGUCGUCCGGUUGUUUCGAAUGCACGCUGUUGGCAUCAAAGGGAGUGUAGUAGGAAUGAAGGUGGAGAAGUUAUCAUCAUGGCUUUGGAGGAGAAGGCCCAAUCGCCUGUUUAAUGCUGUAGAGCUGGCGCUCCAUGAGAUAACGAACGGCUGGCGGCAGACUGGAUCGGCGCCGAAUUUUGUGCACCGGCCUGUACACAGCUCAGCUGGUUGCAAUUGCACCUAAAUUUCCCAUCGUGUAGCUUUUGGUGAGCACAUGUGCUCUAGCUGGUUGGGGGGAGUGUGGCCAGGUUCCGAACGUGAAUCGAUUGAUGCUCGUUUGGAUGGGUGCGGUUUCGUGUACGUGAUGGGUCGAUAGCCAUGGGUGGGAGUGCCUUAGCGGGGGUGGAACGUGGGGUCACUGGCUGGUCAGUGGUGCACCUGGUAGGCUGUCUUGUUCGUUAUGGAAAGCCUCCCGGUUGCUCUGAAGGGGGUCCUUCCUUCGGCCGUGGCUCUGAUAAUGUCUGUUUCGGCUGCUGCUUCUAAGCGCUUGCUGCUGUAAUGCGCCAGCGAAAAUCGCGGAGGGGGUAGAGACACAACCAGGUCAAGCAAGGUUGCAAUCUGGCAUAGUCUGGCUUACCUCUGGGGGGCUUUAUCUACAAGUCCAUGGAUGUGCUUAUCGAGUGAGUUGCUGCUACUGGUUGUGGCGAUGCACGUGGAUGCCUCCUGAUAGGUUGCCCAGGUGUUGGAGCUCGGGAACCCAUGCAUGAUUUGUAGAGAGCGUGUGUGUGUGUGUGUGUGUGUGUGUGUGUGUGUGAGCGAGCGAGAGAGAGAGUAGAGUCUGAACAGAUUGCCAUGCUGGCCCAAGGGUUUAGCAGAGGUAGAUCAGGGGAGGAUAGUGGUGGGGCCAAACAAGUGGGGGGUGCUUCAGGCGCUUCGGAGCUGAUGGUUCCGAGGUUACGGGUUUUGAUGUUUACCUCAGAAGAAUGCGACGGAGUGUUGGUAUGGUGGAGUGGCAGAGGCUUCCUGUGUGUGCUGGAUUAAGCUUUUCCGCCUGGGGUGCUUGUGCCAGGAAGGUGACGGAACGAUGUCCUUUCUGUUUCUCCACCACUGGAUGUGGCAUGCGGUGCUGUAUAAAGACUUGUAGAGGUACUAGAAAAAAGCAAUUUCUUGUGAUUACUCCUUACAAAAUUGAAAUGACAUCAUCAGCAAUUUGCAUCUCCAACCCAUUUGUGUCGAUACCCUUGAGUUCUGAGAAUCCAAGAGACGGGGUAAGGCAGGGCGAGGGGCGAGCAAGAGGUUCAUGUUCUGUGGCAUGGUGGUGCUCAAGCCCCAGUCUGGUGAGAGGUGUCCUCUGCUCAGGAACGCAGAGCGUAGGGGAAUGGGAAGGGCAGGACGAGGGUUUUCGACGGGAAGAAAGGACAUAUUUAGUUCUAUUGGUGCAUUGCCUAUGUGGAUAGAGAGGCAGUGCAGGGCUUUCGAAUGGCGGAAAGCGUGAUUGGGUGAGGUGGAGGUGCCAACGAUGUGAGAAAGAGAGAGGAGGUCUUAUUGGUUAUAAAAAUUUGACAUCGGUAUGCCUUGUGAAAGAACAUUUGGUAAUUUCGAUUCUCGAAAGGUUCCGAGGUGAGUGAGUGGGGUGAGAGGAGGCAGAUAUGAUGCUUCACGAACUCUGGAAUCACAAAUGUUUCAUGUUUGUAUUGAACAAUGUUUGUUUGCUGUUUGUCAUAUCGGGUCGAGCAAAGCAUGUUUUUGUCCAUUUAAGGAAAAGAGUCUUCAUUAAGACAAGAGUCUUAAUGCUCCUGAUUCCGCUCCUUUAAAAUCAGUGUAAGAUUACGUGCUCAGCAAGAGCAGC